This is a messenger RNA of Cottoperca gobio, 1553 nucleotides long. It is a transcript of the gene slc19a3a, whose product is annotated as solute carrier family 19 member 3a. Gene Ontology annotation, cellular component: plasma membrane. Bases 1 to 1500 code for a protein of 499 amino acids. Gene Ontology annotation, biological process: transmembrane transport; vitamin transport. The record is from RefSeq and is a predicted model, not a curated record. Gene Ontology annotation, molecular function: vitamin transmembrane transporter activity. The transcript is spliced from 7 exons. Lineage: Eukaryota; Metazoa; Chordata; Actinopteri; Perciformes; Bovichtidae.
AUGGAGACUGUGAGGAGGUGGAGGGCAGACUGGAGGUAUCCCACUACUCUGUUGUGCCUUUAUGGAUUCUUCAGCACAGUUAAACCUCUGGAGCCUUUCAUCAUCUCUUACCUGACAGGACCGGACAAGAACCUGACAACAGAACAGGUAAACAACCAAAUAUUCCCGGUGUGGACGUACUCUUACCUAGCUGUGUCGGUGCCGGUGUUCCUGCUGACUGACUGGCUGCGUUACAAGCCUGUGGUGGUGUUCCAGUGCGCCGCCCUCUUCAUCACCACAUCCAUGAUACUCUGGCUGAAAAGUGUCGCAGCCAUGCAGGCCAUGCAGUUCUUUUACGCGGUUGUGACAGCCAGCGAGGUGGCCUACUUCUCCUACAUCUACAGUAUGGUGGAUCUGAAGAGGUACCGGAAGGCCACCUCUUACGCCCGCAGUGUGCAGCUCCUGGGGUACACGGUGGGCUCAGUGCUGGGCCAGCUGCUUGUCAGUUUCGACCUCAUGUCCUACGACAACAUCUUGGUGCUUACUCUAGUUCUCAUUGCCGUCGCUCUCCUCGUGUCCUGCCUCCUGCCAAUGCCACAGCAGAGCAUGUUUUUUCACAGCUUACAUACUGGACAGAAAACAGCAACAGAGGGAACAAAGAGGCAUGUAGAUGGGACGGUGGAUGCAACAGAACACACAAGCAGAGCAGACGUAUCCCUGGAAGGAACGAGAGAUGAGAAGGCAGAGAGCGGAGGAACAGAGGAUGAAGCAGGAGUAGGAUUGGAUGGAAAGGAUGAGGAUCUUGAGGAGUCGGUUGGUGCAGAGAGCUGCGGCCGAGUCCUCCUCCAGCUGUGGAAGGACUUCCUUCAGUGCUACUCCUCCAGACAGCUGCUCUACUGGUCAGUGUGGUGGGCAAUGGCCACCUGCGGCUAUAACCAGACUGUCAACUAUGUGCAGGUGCUGUGGGAGCAUGUGCAGCCUUCUCAGAACGUCACCAUCUACAAUGGAGGCGUGGAGGCCGUGUCCAACCUGUUGGGAGCAGCAACAGCCUACAGCAUAGGCUUCACUGAGGUGAGAUGGGAGCAGUGGGGAGAGCUGGCCCUGGGGGGUUUCUCUGGACUCGGGGCAGCUGCACUCUUCCUCAUGACCUUCAUCGGCAACAUCUGGGUCUGCUACACUGGUUACGUCAUAUUCAAGUGCCUGUACAUGCUGCUGAUAACAAUAGCCAUGUACCAAAUUGCAGCGGACCUGUCAAUGGAAAGAUAUGCACUGGUCUUUGGAGCAAACAACUUUGUAGCACUGGCGCUACAGACGAUCAUCACGGCUGUUGUGGUGGACAGUGGAGGACUGGGCCUGGGCAUCAUCCCUCAGUUCACCAUAUACGCCAGCUACUUCUCACUCAUCGCUGUCGUGUUCUCACUUCGGGGUCUGUUCACCCUUUGGAGAGCGCAGAGCAGCGACAGAGUCGAGUCCACCCCACCCGUCCAAACUGAACCUCCAGACUCUGCUUUAAAUUACUGACUGCAACACCAUGAAUAUGAGUCUUCUCUUUUUCUCUCUUUUAUAUACAAAUC